Nomia melanderi (Alkali bee) is the source of this 3148-nucleotide messenger RNA. RefSeq lists its product as uncharacterized. Gene Ontology annotation, biological process: regulation of transcription by RNA polymerase II. The record is from RefSeq and is a predicted model, not a curated record. NCBI's taxonomy places the organism in Eukaryota, Metazoa, Arthropoda, Insecta, Hymenoptera, Halictidae. Gene Ontology annotation, molecular function: DNA-binding transcription factor activity, RNA polymerase II-specific; RNA polymerase II cis-regulatory region sequence-specific DNA binding.
GGAGUUCCUCCGCUAUCAGACCCGUUAACAGCAGUCGGCGUCGAGGCACCCGCUAUAACGUCUCUCACAUCCCCGGGUGACGGUGCUCGCCGUUCCUGACCUGUCCGGCCGAUGGGCCGCACGGAAAUCAGUGUCUACCGAUAGCCGGAACAUCGUUCUACGAGAGAUACGUCGUGUUUUUCGAAUAGAACCGCAGUGAACGUACAUUGAAAACAUUCCGAAACUGGAAGACGGUUGUCAUUUUACAUUGACGAUCGACCGGAGGGGUGGUUGAAGCUCGUCUCCGAUGAAACUGGACUGAUGAAGGGGUGGAGGAUCGGAGGUAUCGAAGGGGAACAGUGUCAGUGACAGGGAUCCGAGGAGAUUACGGACAGACGUGUUUUGUUGUUGGUAGAUUCUCGAGGAAGGAGAGGGUGUAUGGUUUUGUAUUGACACUCGGGUCGGUGGUGAUAAGACGGUCGCGGGUCCAGGGGGCGGAUGUCGUGUACAGUGAAGGCACUAUUGUUUUAAAAACGGUGAUCGAGCUAACCGAGCACGAUGAUGGAAGUACAGCAGCAACACUCGCCUGUAGGGGUGGGUCCUCUGGACUUUUCGCGCAGGGGUGUCGCCGAGGCGUCCGCUUUCCGCGUUGUCAAGCCGAAACAGGCGUCCGCGUUGGUGCAUCAACAAGCGCUGUCUCCGGAAGCGAAUAACAAUGAGAACCUGCAGGAGAACCCGCAGCUACCCGUGGAAACCGACGGCGGAUGCAACGUUCGUUUAAUGUUCCCCAGACUGUGGGCGCCUUUUGGGAACGCCGCGGAUGUCACGAGCUUGCCGUCUCUGUCCAAGAGUCAUUCAGAACGUCUUUCGUUCGGAGUGGGUCGUCUAGUCGGUUCGCCGGCAACCAGGAGUCCGUCGCCGUCUCACUCGCCGUGUCCAGACUCGCCGCCGUCGGAUCGGCGGGACGGCGAGGCGGACGUCGACGUCGAAGACGAAGAAGUGGACGUCGACGUGGAAGAAGUCGGCGACGAAGAUGACCGCGAUCAGGCGUCGAGUCCGCCCCGUUCCUCGCCGUCGCCGACGAGCAUCGCUACCUCGCCGGCCUCGAACCCGCCCAAGAAGUCCGGCGACACGUUCAGCGUCUCCGCUCUGCUGAGGCCUGACCCUCCGUCUGCUCACCUGCAGAACGCCUCACCCCAUCGGGACACCGCGUCGAUCGGCGCGCACCCUCCGCCGCCCGGCUCCACGAUGCUCUAUCCGCCCCUUCAUCUUCAAGGUGGACUGCUGCCGCCUCAUCCCCAUCAUCCCCUGUCGUACCUGCACCCCCAUCUGCUGCCUCAUCAUCUGUUACCCCCGCACUUGCACCCGCUGCUGCGAGGCGUCCACCCGGCCCACCCCGGCCUACACUCGACCCACACCGGCCACGGGCUGCAUCACACCCACCCGCUAGGCGAUGUUUACAGCUGCGUCAAGUGCGACAAGAUGUUCAGCACGCCGCAUGGUCUCGAGGUGCACGCAAGGAGAUCUCACAACGGCAAGAGACCGUUCGCCUGCGAGCUCUGCAACAAAACCUUCGGCCACGAGAUCAGCCUGACGCAACACAGAGCCGUGCAUUCCGCGGAGAAGGUGUUCGAGUGCAAGCAGUGCGGCAAGGGGUUCAAGCGUUCCAGCACUUUGACUACCCAUUUACUGAUACACUCGGACACGAGACCGUACCCAUGUCAGUUUUGCGGGAAGAGAUUCCAUCAGAAGAGCGACAUGAAGAAGCACACCUAUAUUCACACCGGCGAAAAGCCGCACAAGUGUCAGGUAUGCGGCAAGGCGUUCUCGCAGAGCAGUAACCUGAUCACGCACUCGAGGAAGCACACCGGCUUCAAGCCGUUCGCCUGCGAGCUGUGCGGUCGAGCUUUCCAGCGGAAGGUGGACCUGAGAAGGCACCGGGAGACGCAACACGCGGAUCUGAACGCCACGCAGCGGGCGCCGAUCACCUCGAUCCCGACGCAGAACUCUCUGCCCAACGGCAACCCGACGAUGAUGCAGUGAACGAGGCUCGAAUGAUCUUUUUCGAAAGCAACAGAACUAUGUGCGGAAGCUCCCUCCAAGAGGGAGCAUCGAAUGUUAUCCGGUCGUUAACCGGAAAUACGCGCGACCGUCGAACUCCUUCGACGCGAUCUCGUUGCCUCGGUCGAAGCGAGCGUUGCACGGACUGUAUUUAUUAUUUAAACGACUGGUUCCGCCGUGACGAGACGGCGGACGUACAUUCCGACGAUUUUUCGUUCCAGAAUGGUUGACCGCGAAUGGGAGGCGUGCAAUUGUUAACGCAUUGUUGAUGGAAGAUCGGCGUUUUCUAAUAUUCUCGAGUAUCGUUCAUUGGACACGGGAAUUAGCGUUUCUUACAUGACGAGCAUUAACGAUCGAAGAUGUUUAUUAGAAAUAUGAAGAAUAAUUACGCGAAGAUUAUUGUUUCGCUGCUGAAUUUUGAUACUGGGUCUCGCUUGGCGAGAUAGUUACAUUCCUCCGAAUAGGUGCACACCGUCGACAAUGCGUUAAUUGGAGUACAUUCCACGAGAAAGCGCGACACGUAGAGCGUCGGCGAGCUCUUUUCUCAGGCGGGCCGUGUUCGCGUUCGUCGACAUUUGUGUUCGAUUAUCGGUGAGUUCGGACAGUUCCGAGUUGUUUGAAUUGAGAUUUUCCUUCAUCUGUCCGAGGCAAUGUUUCCUGUCAUUGUUUCGCGGGACACGUUUUCGCGGAGAUGAGAAUGAUAUUGUGUAAAUUCCUUUGAAUACUCAAGCAGGUUUACGUAGAAUCGAUUAAGCGAUACACGCAGGGGGUUAAUGAUCCAGGACGACCGAAGGGAUUUCUUUGUUUCGCGAUGCUACUCUCCGUGUUGAAUCGUUGAUUAAAUAUCGAUAAUCACUGUACUUCUCUUAUUAAGUAGACAUUUACGCGAGACCGUUUCUCGGCGAUCCGUCGAGUUCACUUUGACAUUGUACUUAAUUCGAUCUCCAUUGGCGUGUAUUAUUUGCUGUAUAAAAUUCACGAAAUUCCGAUUAUUUUGAUCCAUUGAUUUCUCCAACGAAUAAUCGAAUAAUGGAACUCGUUCGAUCGUCGUCGAAAUGUUAUCGCGUAAGAAAGUACGGAGGACCGUACUGUAUUUUGCAUAUCUCGC